Trichoplusia ni (cabbage looper) is the source of this 1700-nucleotide messenger RNA. RefSeq lists its product as uncharacterized. The transcript has 5 exons. The record is from RefSeq and is a predicted model, not a curated record. Lineage: Eukaryota; Metazoa; Arthropoda; Insecta; Lepidoptera; Noctuidae. The coding region runs from base 435 to 1067 and encodes 210 amino acids.
AUCAAUGUGAUUUAUUUGAUUGAAAUUCAAAAUUUCUUUUGAUCUGAAAAUUAAAUAUUUUGUUGAACACGUAUUGCGUAUGUUUUCCCCGUUUCCCGCCAUUUCCUCGUCCUGCCCGGCGGUGGGCGCCCUCGCGCGGCAGAGUGCCGGCGGCCGCGACCCGCGGCGCAUGCGUGCGGCGACAUCGACGAGCUUUUGUUUACUUAUUUCCUCCCGACAGUAUCGUGGACGCGACUCGCGGGACUCCAACAUUGUAGUCUUGGUAUUUAGUAAAAGCAUACAUCAUUCAAAUAUAAAGUGUUUUUCUUUAAUCUGUCGUGCAUGUGAGAACUUGUCCGUUUUGUGUGGUGAUAUUUAGGAUUCAAAGGCCAUCAGAAUUUUAUUUUACGCUGCCGGCCAAUCAAUUGUCAGCGCACGGGCCGGCGUGCCAUGGUAUGGUGUCGCAGCGGCAGCGGGCAGCGAUGCGGGCGUGGCUGUGCGCGGGCGCCGCUCUGGCGCUACUGCCGCUAGUGCCCGCCGACGUCAUCUUCCGCGUGCCUGAAGUACUGGUGCGUCAUGCAGCGGCGUCGAAGCCGGUGGGCACGGGGCGCGGUAACGGCAGCCGCGGCAACGAGACCGAGGUGUGGGGCGCGGACGACGGCGACGCGCUGCUGGAGGUGCGCUACGAGGAGUACUUCGUGGAGCACGACGUGUCCACCGCGGACGCGCGCCGCGCCGCCAACGGCCUGAACGUCAAUGACAUCCCGGCGACGCGGCCGGGCUGCGGCAGCUGCAGCCAGCGCGAGCUGGAGUACUGCGAGACGCGCGUGCUGGCGGACCACUGCUGCUGCGAGCGGCGCUUCGUGCCCGAGCCCUUCCCCUGGCUGCCGCACACCUGCUACGUGGGCGCGCGCCGCUGCCGCCCGCUCGCGCACGACUGCGCGCAGUACGCACGCCUGCGCGACUGCUGCUGCUACAGGAAGCUCGCUGAACGAUGGAAGGGCAUUCUGUCGAAGUCGACGCGGCUGGGCGUGAGCGGCGUGUCGCUGCUGCUGCUGUCCAUGCUGCUGUUCGUGGCGUACCUGUGACGGCAGCUGGCGCCGCGCCCCCAGCUCGCGCCCGCCCUCGUCUGAACACAUCACAUUACGUCAUGAACAUGACUUCGCACCUUACUAUGAACUCUUAAAGCCGGUUUUGAUUUAGAAGCGAAACGUCGCUAUCUCUGUUCUAUAACCGCAAGAGCCUGACUUAGUAAGAAUUACAAAAUGUUCAAUGACAAGUGUAGACUUUUCUGACAUGUAACUAAGAUGUGCGUCGUUCAUUUCAUUUCGGCAGCUGUUUAGAUACCAUAUUGAAUAUUGAUAAGUGACACUCAAGUAUCCUCUUUAGAUUAGAAUUUUAAGUAAAAUCAAGGAAUCGAUUUGUAAAUAUGAACGAAAAAAAAAGGGUAAAGUUUAGCGCAACAGUGUUAAAAGUAGUGUGUACAUACAGUGUGUAGUGUCGAGGCCGCGAGGUGGGUACCCACGCUUAUAGUGCAGUUGAGGUGAGAGCGAGGAAAAGAAGGCUAUAAUAUAUUAUUUAAUAAACUGUGUUUAUUACACUGGCAUAACUUUAUAGUACACCAUCUUUUGAACAGUCUCUGGACCUCAUAUUUCAAAAUGGAAAUUUGUAAAACCGGCCUAGUUGUUAUCGAGACUAAUAUCAGUAAAUAUUUAUAAUUA